This is a messenger RNA of Saccoglossus kowalevskii, 984 nucleotides long. RefSeq lists its product as uncharacterized. Gene Ontology annotation, molecular function: GTP binding. The record is from RefSeq and is a predicted model, not a curated record. Lineage: Eukaryota; Metazoa; Hemichordata; Enteropneusta; Harrimaniidae.
GACGACAUGCUAGCAGUCUUCUCUCAUCGGGAAAGUCAGUCUCUCUGAAACUUCGCCGUAAACCGACAAAUUUACAGUUGAUAAUAGCAUUAAUAGCAAUCUUCGAAAGUAAUCAUGGGGAAUUUUCUGUAUAGGAAAAAAGCAUCCAAUUGCAGUAAAUUGGUUUUCGUUUUGAUUGGUCGAACUGGAUGUGGUAAGAGUGCAACGGGCAAUAGCAUUAUUGGUGGAAAUACGUUCGAUGCCGAACGACGUCUAGUAUCAACGACAAAGACUACACGCUAUGGAAAACGUACAUUUGAUGGAAAAGAUCUUGUAGUUAUCGACACACCUGGUGUGUUUGAUACUGGCGGCGAGCAAGAGAAAACAAUAACCGAAAUCACCAAGUGCGUUGGCGUUGCAGUGAGUCAGGGCGAGGGUGUGGAUGCCUUCAUUUUGGUUAUUAAUGCCGAUGACAGGUUUACUAAAGAGCAUGUCGACUCGGUCAAGAUAUUCCGUGAAACCUUUGGAGAUGAUAUGAUGAAAUACCUAAUCGUAUUGUUCACACGAAAGGAUGCUCUUACACAGGAAAACACUACGCUGGAUGAAUUUUUAAAAGAGACGCCAGAAGACCUGUCGGACUUACUGGCCAAAUGCAAUAAACGUGUGAUUGCUUUUGACAAUAAAACCAAAAUAGAGAAGGUGAAAAAGAAACAAAUACAGGAACUUGUUCAAAAAGUCGAACAAAUUAAGGAAGACAACGGGGACACCCCUUUCAAAAACCAAUACACAGAAGCUAUCAAAAGUAAAAUAGCGGAAGAUCAAGAGAAUUAUGACGGGGAAAAUAUUGCAGAUAAACAGAGCGAUGCUCUAGUCAAUGGAACCUCUUCCAUAUGGGCCUGGCUCUACGAAAUCACUUUACAUGUUUUCAAUCUCGGUUACAAUUCAUGGGCAACAAAAAGCAGUAUUUCAUUUGAGGAUGUACUUGUAACUGACAAAACUGACUAA